This is a messenger RNA of Cavenderia fasciculata, 828 nucleotides long. RefSeq lists its product as uncharacterized. The transcript is spliced from 4 exons. NCBI's taxonomy places the organism in Eukaryota, Evosea, Eumycetozoa, Acytosteliales, Cavenderiaceae. Bases 1 to 828 code for a protein of 275 amino acids. The record is from RefSeq and is a predicted model, not a curated record.
AUGGCCACUACCACGGAAAUGACCCCUUCAACAAUAUCCUCAUCCUCUGAGUCUCUGGACCAACAAAUUCAAAACAUAUUAAAUGAUACAGAUUUUUAUAUUCAUAAACAACAACAACAUCAACAACAACAACAAGUCGAAGAAGACAAUCAACAACAACAACAACAACAAAAGCAACAAAAACAAGAUAAAGAUAUGGAAUUAUUACAAAAUCAAAUAGAUAAUCUUUUAAAUCAAGAUGAUGAUGGAGAUUCACCAAUUCUUAGUAUAGAUGCUAUUGAACAAGUUUUAACUACCAUUCCAUUAGAUCCACCAAUAUCAACAUCGUCGUCACUAUCAAACAAUGUCAUUAUAGUACCAUCAGACCUUACAUUUUACGUUUAUAAAAUACUUUCUUGGCUUUGGGAACACGAUCCCAAUUAUUUAACCGAACAAUAUAGCGACCAUACCAUUCAAUAUCUAAAGUCAACUCUAUCGAGUAUCAAGAGUGUCUUGGAUGCCCACGAAAUCUCCUUUUCAAUAUUCCCAAUAGUCCUUUUAUAUGCUAAUCAUUUUGUUCAUAAAUGUGGUAUCAAUCAUAAACAAUUAUUUAAUUUAUUAUUAACAAGUUCAAUAGUAUGUGUUAAAAAUUAUGGAGAGACAGUUAGAGUAGAUUAUAAAGUAUUGGGUAAAUUCUUUAAUUAUACACCAAAACAAUUAUGUGAAAUGGAAAGGUUAUUCUUACGGGGUAUCAAUUAUGAACUAUAUCUAAAGAAUAAUGAAAUCAAAGAGUUUUUAGAUCAAAUUAUAAUUGUUAAUCCAAAUCCAAAUCAAAAUCUUUAUAUAUAA